UGUUAUUUUGUGUGGGUUUUUUUAGAUGCCUAAGUUGAAGAGAUUUCGAAUGCGGCGAAAGGCAAUGAUCAACAAAAGUAAGAAAGAUGAUUCUGAUACCACUGUUUGCAAGUGUCCAAAUGUUUUGCCCAUAUUAGUAGGCAAUACAGUUCGAAUGCAGUCCGCAAUUGUGAAUGAGGAUGUGAUAGGUGCAGCAUGCAGUUUAGUUUCAAUUGUAAAACAUAAGAUACAUAAUGUGUGCACCUGGCAGAAACUAAGUCUUGAGGAUAUUAAUGCUGAGGGAACUAAACUGGUUAAAGACAUAGCUAAAUGUAAAGGUUAUGGCAAAACUCUUUUACCUUUUAAAUUAAGUGAGCAAUACUGCAUUUUUAAUAAAAUGUGUAAAGUUUCAGAAGGGCAGUCACUGACUAGAGGACAUGAAGAAUUGUAUGAGACACUUCAAGAGAUUUUUCUAAAUUAUGAAUCUUGUUUAGUACAGAUAAACAGACAAACAUGUGCAAUUAUCAGAUGUAGGGAUGUAUAUGCUGUUGUAGAUUGUAAUAUUCGCGAUGCAUGUGGGUUGGGAUCAAAUAUAGGUACAGCAGUUGUUGUUUUCAACACAAAUUGGCAAGAUUUGUUUUGGCAUGUCAAUAAUUUAAUGGAAAGCUUGAGUGCUAAUACGUUUAGAAUAAGUGGAAUUAAUGUAGAGGUUACUUUACCAGAUAUGUUGCCAUUUGUGAACAAUGAUGUUGUAGUAGAAAGUAGUUCAUCAAAUGUAAGACAGAGUGUUUGCAGCUUAAUUCAUCAAGGUGAUAGCAGGUUCAAAGAGGUGCCUUUACCAGAUAUGUUGUCAUGUGUGAACAGUGAUGUUGUACAAGAAAGAAGUACAUCAAAUGCAAGACAGAGUGUCUGUGGUUCAAUUCAUCAAGGUGAUAGCAAGUUCAAAGGGGUGACUUCCCCAGAUAUGUUGUCUUGUGUGAACAGUGAUGUUGUAGGACGAGAAGGCAGUACAUCAAAUGCAAGACAGAGUGUCUGUGGAUCAUUUCAUCAAGGUGAUAGCAGGUUGAAGUGGCCAGGAAAACAAUGUGUUGCAAUUAGUUUAGCUGCAAUGGCAAUGCAUAGUGUACAUAACGUCUUUUCAUGGGAAACAAAAGAUUUAGAUAAUGUCUUAACUAUUGGGGAUAACUUGUAUGGUUAUUUGCUUGAAAACAACUGUAUUAGUGAUCCGAAACCACAGAAGUGGUUGUGUGUUCCAGAUUUGCCUUGUGAAUAUGUGUUUAAUGAGAAAAGGUUCAAAUUUGAAUAUGGCAAAUGUGUUUCUGGAUUUGUAGAUAUGAAUGAUGGAGAUUUGAUAACAGCUGGUGUGUGUGUGCCUUUAGUCCAUGGUCUGCACACAAUGUUUGAACAAUAUGAAACAUGCUUUUUAACAUUGAAUGGAAAUACCUGUGCCAUUAUUAAGCAAAAUGGACAGUUUGCUGUGAUUGAUUCCCAUGCACGUAGUAGAACUGGAAUUCCUGAUAGUGAUGGGUUGAGUGUGAUUGUAUAUUACAAUUCAUUGAGCUGUGUUUUGAAGCAUAUUGAGAACUUUGCUGCAUGUGUUGGUGGUAAAAUGAAAGAAUUUGAAAUAAGUGGUCUUCAUGUAAUUCCAGAAAAAAGUAGUAAAGUAUCUGUCAGGCAAUCAGAAAACAAAAAUUAUGUUGUUGGUAAAAAUAAAAAAAUGGGUAAAAAACAGAGUUCUUAUUGCUCUGAAAGUUUGGAAGAUGAGAGAGAAAGUAAAGUUGUAAAGACAAAGAAAGAGCACUUUAUGAAAAGUACUAAUACAAAAACAAUUUCUGACUGUGAUUUGAAUUCUGAUGUAAUUUGUGUACAAAGUAGAAUUGACCAAACGUUUCAGUUUAAUCCACUGUGUCAUGAAGUGAAACAAAAAUUAAGCAGUUUACUACAUGAAAAAUGUCAUGAUAAAAAUGUGGUUUUCCAAGCAGACACUGGACCAUUGGGAUGUCCGUGUAAAACUGUGAGUAUUAUUGGAGACGGAAGUUGUUUCUUUCGUGCUGUGUCUCAAGCUGUGUGCGGUACACAAAAUGCUCAUAAAGCUGUUCGACUUGCAGUAGUGAAAGACAUGGAAUUGCAUAGUACAGAUUACAAGAAUAUGUUGAGAUGUGAAUAUACAUCUAUGGAAGAUUAUUUGUCCACUUCAAGAAUGAAGUACGUAGGAUCAUGGGCUACUGAAGUGGAAAUUCAAGCAACUGCUAAUUAUCUGGGGGUAGAUAUCUAUACAUAUCACAAUGAGAAGUGGUUAAAGUAUAGUUGUGUGAAUGAUAAACUGUGUGAACAAGGCAUUUAUUUGCAGCACUCUAAUGAUCAUUACGAGGUUGUGAUUUGUGAAGCAAGUAAAAAGAAAUAUAAAGAAAACAACCAACAUAACUUUAAAGUCAAUGAAUACAACAGAGUGAAAUAUCAUAAUCAUGAGCAAUAUAGGCGUAAAAUGAAUGUGUACAGUAAGGUAAAGUAUCGUGAGAAUAAACAAUUCAAAUGUAAGGUGAAUGAGUACAAUAAGCUGAAGUAUCGUGAUAACAAGGAAUACAAGCUUAAGGUGAAUGAGUACAAUAAGCUAAAGUAUCGUGAUAACAAGGAAUACAAGCUGAAGGUGAAUGAGUACAAUAAGCUAAAGUAUCGUGAUAACAAGGAAUACAAGCUGAAGGUGAAUGAGUACAAUAAGCUAAAGUAUCGUCAUAACAAGGAAUACCAACUUAAGAUGCAUGAGUACAACCAGCUGAAGUAUCGUGAUAACAAGGCACACAAGCUUAAGGUGAAUGAGUACAAUAAGCUAAAGUAUCGUGAUAACAAGGAAUACAAGCUUAAGAUGCAUGAGUACAACAAGCGUAAGUAUCGUGAUAACAAGGCACACAAGCUUAAAGUGAAUGAGUACAAUAAGCAAAAGUAUCGUGAUAACAAGGCAUACAAGCUUAAGGUGAAUGAGUACAAUAAGUUAAAGUAUCGUACCAAUGAACAAUACAAGCGUAAGAUGAAUGAGUACAAUAGGUUAAAGUAUCGCGAGAGUGUGCAAUAUAGGAGUAGAAUGAAGAAAUACAACAUAAUGAAAUACCACACUAAUGAAAAUCACAGAAAUUUACUAAAACAAUGCAAUAAAUUAAAGUAUCAGAGCAAUGCAUUGCAUAAAGAAAGUGUGCAAAAAAGUAAUGAUAAAAGGAAAAAGCUGCUAAAGGUAAACAAAAAGGAUUCAGAAUUUGUCAAAAAACUAUUUGACGAUAAGGUUAGUUCUGGUCUAGAAUUUGUUUGCUGUGUUUGUCAUCGACUGUUUUUUAAGCAGCAAGUGUUAUGCUGUAAAAGAGAUUCUUAUAAUAAAAAUCCAAAAAUGUUGGUGGUAGCUAACAAGUGUAUAACAGAGCAGUUUUUGCAUAAGUGUGGUGAUGAAUGUCCUGUUCCAUGUGGAUUGAAAACAUCAAGUAAAGGACAGCUAUGGAUAUGUUUUACUUGUCAUUAUAAAAUAAAUAAAAGUCAAAUGCCAGCAGAAAGUGCUGUAAACAAUUUGGUAUUGCAACCCAUACCCGAAGAAUUGCGUUGUCUCAAUAGUCUAGAACAACAUUUGAUUUCAUUACAUAUUCCAUUUAUGAAAAUGUUAGCAUUACCAAAAGGCGGUCAAAAUGGGGUUCAUGGCCCUAUUACUUGUGUCCCAGCUAAUGUUAAAAACACAACAAAUGUUUUGCCUAGAACAGAAGGUGAAGGGUCACUGGUAUGUGUGAAGUUAAAACGCAAGUUGACAUAUAAAGGUCAUUAUAAGUAUCAAUAUGUUGAUACUGCAAAUAUUAAACAAGCAUUGUGUUAUUUAAAACAAUAUAACAAGUAUUAUUCUGAUAUUGAAUUCAAUCAGGAUUGGAUAAAUGAGUUUAGUAAGCAAGAUCAUGUAGAGGAUGACAUUAUUCCAGAGAGUGAAGUAGAAUAUGAAAAUGUUGAAGAGGGGUUACAUGAUAGACAACAACACUGUGUGUUUAUGGACACAUGUUUACAGCCAGUUGAUAUUGGGCAAGAAGUUCUGGACCAAUAUUCGGAUAGUAUUUUGAGUGUCGCCCCAUCUGAAGGAAAUUAUCCAGUUAAAAUGCUUGCAGAUGAAACAAAUGAGGCUAAAUGUUUUCCUGUUUUAUUUCCUAACGGUUCUUCAACUUAUUGUAACAGUCGUGUCCAAAGGUUAACACUGUCGCGAUAUUUUAACAAUAGGAUUAUGCAUGCAGAUGGAAGAUUUGCACAGAAUGUUGAAUAUAUAUUUUAUGCCCAGUAUUUAUCAGAAAUAGAACAAGUAAAGUCUACCGUAUCUAUAGCAUUGAGAAAAGGGAAAGGAUGUAAUAAGUCUAUUCGAAGUGAAAUGUUUAAAGACACAGACUCUUUAAGACAAGUACUAAAUUAUGAUGAAGGAUAUAGGUUUUUGAAGCCAAUCCGUGGCACUCCAUCUUUUUGGCAAGGCGUGCAAAAAGAUUUGUUUGCAAUGGUGAGACAGUUAGGCAUUCCUACUUGGUUUUGUUCAUUUUCAUCUGCUGACAUGAGAUGGACAUCUUUGAUGUCAAGCAUUUUAAAGCAACAAGGAAGACAUGAAACUUUAGAACAACUGGAAUGGGCUGAUAAAUGUGAGCUUUUGCGUCGAAAUCCUGUUACUGCAGCUCGCAUGUUUGAUUUUAGGUGGCAUUGUUUUUUGAGAGAAGUUCUUAUGUCUCCUGUUCAACCUAUAGGUGAAAUUGUAGAUUAUUUUUACAGGGUUGAAUUUCAGCAGCGUGGUUCUCCCCAUGUUCAUUGUUUGUUUUGGAUUAAAAAUGCCCCACAGAUAGAUAAAAAUUCCGAUGAAGAAGUUGUUGAGUUUGUUGACAAAUAUGUCACAUGUGAGGUUUCUAGUGAAAAUGAGGAAUUGCACAAUAUUGUUACAUCAGUACAACUUCACAGUAAACACCAUUCAAAAACAUGUAAAAAGAAAAAUACAGUUUGUCGUUUUAACUUUCCUAAACCACCAACAAGCAGAACUUUUAUUUGUCGAAGAAAAGUUGAAGAUGAGUCUGAUAAAGAAGGAUCUGGUAAAAGUACAUGCGAAAAUAACCAAAUGAAGGCGGAUUAUGCUCAGAAUAUAACAUCAGCAGUUAAAACAGCUGUUUUAGAAGAGAAGUUCAAAUCUGUAGAAAGUUUGUUUGAAAGUGUAGGAAUAAAUCAGGAAUUAUUUGAGAUGGCAUAUAGGUGUGUAAAUAAUACCACACAUAUUGUGUUGAAACGGCAAUUAAAUGAAGUGUGGGUUAAUCAAUAUAAUAAAUUUGCUCUUUUGUGCUGGAAUGCCAAUAUGGAUAUUCAGUAUGUAACUGAUGCUUAUGCAUGUAUUGUUUAUAUAAUUUCCUACAUUUCAAAAUCUGAAAGGGAAAUGGGUUUAUUAUUAGCUAAUGCCCAACGGGAAGCUACAACCCAGGGUAAUGUCGAUGCCAAACAAGCUUUGAAAAAAUUAGGUGGGGUGUUUUUGCAUAACCGCGAGAUUAGCUCACAAGAGGCAGUUUAUAGGUUGACAAAUAUGCAUUUAAAGGAGUGUUCCAGAAAUGUUCAGUUUAUUCCCACAGGUGAUGAUGCGGUUCAUAUGAGUUUACCAUUGAGUGUUAUACAGAACAAGUUGCAGUCACAAACUUUAAAAAGUGAAGAGAUGUGGAUGACAAGUUUGGUCGAUCGUUACAAGAAUAGACCACGUCAGAGUGUUUUUGACGAUAUGUGCUUAGCCACAUUUGCGUCUGAGUAUCGUAUUACAUCUAAAGGUCAGUCUCCCAAGGAAAUUGCAUUAGAUAAUAAUCUUGGUUUUAUUGUUAAAAGAACACGUACUCAGCCUGCAGUUGUUCGUUAUGCACGAUUUUCAGUGACUAAGAAUCCAGAAAAGUUUUACCAAAGUUUACUGCAGUUGUUUUUUCCGUAUCGUGUAGAUACGCAACUAAAACCAGAGGGUUAUACUACUUAUGAACAUUUUUAUAAAGAAGGUGACAUUUGUUUAGGUAAUGGAUUAGUUGAAAUUGUUCAAAAUGUAGUGAAUAAAAACAGAGAAUUGUAUGAAAAGGAUGCAGACGUGUUGGAGACCGCACAAAAUACUGUUAAUACUGAGGGCAUAUUAGAAAGUGCAUGGUGUUCACUUUGUCCUGAGCAGCAAGUUGAUCAUUUAGAAUGUAAACAGGUUAGGCGUGAGAUUGUCCAAGAAGAAGAAGAUGAUAAUGAAAGUAUUCCAGAUUUGACAGAUAAAAACGAGACAGUUGCACAAGUUACACAGUUACACAAAAAAGAAAAUUGUUUGAGUCGUGUUGAUGGGUUAAGCAUAAUUCGCUCCUUAAACAAAACCCAGAUGGCUGUUUUUAAUAAAAUCAGGCAGUGGUGUUUGGGUAAAAUUAGAGGAGAAAACACAAAACCAUUUCAUUUGUUUAUUACUGGUGGUGCAGGAACAGGCAAAAGUCAUUUAAUUAAAGCCAUAAAAUAUGAGUCUUCAAGACUAUUGUCUCAAAUUUCUUUGAAUCCAGACGACAUUUGUGUUGCUUUAACUGCACCAACAGGCAUUGCAGCAUACAAUUUAAAGGCUGCAACAAUUCACAACACAUUUAGCAUUGGCACAAAUGUAAAGUUGCCAUACACACCGCUGGGUGAGGACAAACUAAAUUCAUUGCGAGCAAAAUUCCAUGGUCUUCAAAUACUAAUCAUAGACGAAAUAUCUAUGGUUGAUCAUAAAUUAUUGGCAUAUAUACAUGGAAGAUUACGUCAAAUUAAACAGAGUGGAGAUUUGUCUGCUUUUGGUAAUGUGAGUGUAAUUGCUGUCGGGGACUUUUUUCAAUUGCCUCCUGUAAAAGGAAAACCAUUGUAUGUGGAUGUACCUGAAAUUAGUUUAUGGAGUUGUUUUAGUGUUGUUGAAUUAACACAGGUUGUUAGACAAAAGGACAGUUUAUUUGCUGAAAUGUUAAACAGGUUAAGGCAAAGAAGCAAAACAACAGAACUAAGCAAAGAUGAUUUAACCAUGUUAUCAAGCUGUGACAAGGUUGAGGAAGAUAAUGCAUCUUUGCACAUUUUUGCUACAAAUGAUCAAGUUCAUAUGCACAACUUGAAACAGGUAAUAAAAACAUGCCCGGAAAUUGACACUAUAGAGGCAGAAGAUUAUGCACGGAGUAAAAAAUCAGGCAAAAUAGAAUUAAUGGCUGGUCAUCACGUAAAGGUGCAUAACACAUGUUUACCAGAAAAGUUACUUUUAGGCAUAGAUGCACGUGUUAUGUUAAUAAAAAAUAUAGAUGUUGAAGAUGGAUUAGUUAAUGGUGUUUGUGGUGUAGUUACUCAUAUCGUACGUUCAUCUAAAGAUAAGUUACCUCAAACUGUCUAUGUUCAGUUUGAUGAUAGUCAUGUGGGAUUGAAAAGACAAAAACAAUGUUCAUUUGAUGCAGCAAAAGUGUUACAUUCUACACCUAUAUAUGUUGAAGAGGAAAAUGUUUGUACAAAAGGCGGUUUUCGCCGGCAGUUUCCAUUAAAACUAGCUUGGGCAUGCACAGUACAUAAAGUUCAGGGUUUAACGGUCGAUUCUGCUGUUGUUAGUUUAAAAAAGGUUUUUGCACCUGGUCAAGCUUAUGUAGCUUUAAGUCGGGUAAGAACUUUGUCAGGGUUAAUCAUUAAAGACUUUAGUGAAAAGGCCAUUUUCUGUAAUGAUAAGAUUUGUGAAGCUCUUCAAGAAAUGCCAUCUUUUAUGUCACAUGAUGAAUCAUUGGUGACAGCAUUAGAUAGUUUCUUUUCUGUGUUUAUACUGAAUGUACAGAGUUUGCGUUGCCAUAAAGAGGAUUUAAAUGUGUCUAUUCAACAGUUACAACCAACAUGUAUUGCUGUAACAGAAACAUGGCUGCCAGAACACUAUCUGCCUGAAAGUGUACAUUUAGAAAACUACAACUUUGUUGGUGUUCCUCGUUGUGUUGCAUACACAAGUAAAUGUCCUCCUUUCAAUGAUUUGAAACUACAACAACAUGGUGGAGUUGGAGUUUAUACAACAUGUGGAGUGUCAAAUACCAUUAUAACAAUUCCAAAUCUUAAUUUAGAAUGCAUGUUGACACACUUUCCUGAAAAUGAUAUUUUACUUGGUGUUAUUUAUAGACCACAAACAUACCCCUUGUGUAGUUUUAAAGAAAAUAUGGGCAAGUUAAUUGAUCAGCUGCCUUCAAUUUCAAAUAACAUUGUACUUGUGGGAGACUUUAAUAAUGAUGCAUUAAAGUCUAAUUCUAUGUGCUCUUUUAUGGCAGAUAGGGGUUUUAUUCAACAAGUUAAGGAAGCAACAACAGAAAAAGGAACAUUAAUUGACCAUGUGUACAUAAAGUGUAUGACAAAUUACUCAGUACACACAGAUAUUGUGCCAGUGUACUUCAGCACACAUGAGGGAAUUGUGUGCUCAUUUAAACUUUAA
Molecule: messenger RNA, 8422 nt
Organism: Misgurnus anguillicaudatus (oriental weatherfish)
Lineage: Eukaryota; Metazoa; Chordata; Actinopteri; Cypriniformes; Cobitidae
Source: RefSeq, a predicted model, not a curated record